AUGACUGUUACUUCUUAUCGGCUAUCGUUCAUUCACAAUACAUUGAAAUGUUCCACGCAUUCUCAUGCAACUUCAGCAGGAUUGAAGAAAAAUGUUUCUGCAUCAAACAGUUCUCAAAACAACAAAGCUGGUGAUAGCAACAGUGGUGGUUGUAAAGCUGUUGUAAAGACAGAUGAAUUGUCACUCAAUGCUGCUAUUCUUAUUAAACAGUCUGAAUAUGCAGCAGGUUCAAAGCACACUCCUCCUCGCUUUCAAAAGAUUAUUAAAAGCUGCAGGCAGUUCUGGGCUGGAAACUUUCCCGAUUGGUCCUGUUGUUUGGAAAAAGAGCUACGAAAAAGCCCACAAAUUCUAGAAAAUGCUCUUUCAGAACCUCAUUUCCCGCAUGGCUUUUCGAUGCAACUUGCUAAAAUAUUUCACUUCAAUAUAAAGCUUGCAGGAUUUCUGGAUGCUUGCACUGCUUCAGGAGAGGUCUUCCAGUUUCUACGGUUUUGCGACUCUAUGUACAAGGAUUCACGGACAGUAAAAGGUUUUCAACGAGGAUACCUCGUGGAGUCGUCGCUGGUUUAUGAGAAAUUAGCAAAUUAUUAUGCCAAAAAGGCUGACUGGAAUGGAUACAUACGAUUACUUGAACGAACAAAACGAGAGAGUAUGUUACCCUCGCGAAACAUGUAUUUUUAUGGAUUUGAAUGCUUGGGUAAGCUUUUGAACAAAGGCGAUUCUCAUCCUACACGAAACUAUAUCCAACAUAUCUCAAAAGUUAUGGUAAAUCGUAUGAGCUCCAAAUCUGUAAUACUCUUGGAAGAAAUCGAACAUCAGAUAAAAAGUCUGAUAGAUGCAGCUGAAAGAGAGGGACAUGAUCUAACUCAGGGCUUAUUGGAUUUACCUCUUGAAGAGGGAACGUUAAGAAAUAUUCUCACUGCUUUACUUCACGUUCGACCGGAUUUCAAACCAAAUCUGAAUUACUUUAGUCAUUACUCAUCCAGUGAUAUGUCAACAGAUGUUAGACAUCUUAAAGAAGUAUCAUAUCCAGCUCAAAAGCAUUUAGAUAAUGUGAAUCACGAAUGUUGUAAUCCCUAUGCUGGCAUCUUCAGAAAUUCCGAUGAUAUUACAAAAGCAUUCGAAGAUCAAAUACGUGUUGAAAGAAUGACCGAAGUACCCGUUUUACCUGUUCUUUCUCCAUUUGGUCAAUCAGAAACUACGUCUUUACCAAAAGAGCUAAAAAAGAACCUACAUACUGCACUGAUCAAAGAACAAAAUCAUUGGCGUAAUGCUUUAUUAAUUGCAUUUAAUGAACAACUGAAAAGGCUUAAGCUUUCACAUGCAAAAGGAAAAUUAACGGCCUAUCCUUUCCUGAAAAUUUUACCUGCGUCGAACUAUGUUGAUCUGAUGAUUACAGGCAUUGAUAUGUUGAUUGUAGACUCAGCCCUACAGUAUACUUCUUCAUCAUUUGCUUGUCUUCAACUUGGUCGACGUGUGGAACGUGCAUGCACAGUAUAUCGUCAAGAAAAACUGGGAUAUUUCAAACAGUUAGAGAAAACGUAUAUAACCUAUGCAAAUCUUUUCAACGAACGUGAAAUGAAAUUAACAAAUUUUCGACAUAUGUGGUUACAUGCUUUACAGUUGCAUAUCGAUCAAGGACCGAAUACACAUCAUAAUUGGUCAUCAUGGCCACCAGUUAUACUUUUCAUGAUCGGAGAGGUUCUAUACAAUCUUAUCUACGAACAUUUACGUUUUGAUGCAAAUGGCCCAUUAAGAGUUCGUCAUGAAUUCUCUAAACAUGGGAAUAAAGUGAACAGUUUAACUCGUCGAGAUACUCCUGCUCUAUUCGAAGUACUCACAGAAUUUCCUACAGAAGUGACAAAUGAAAUUAAAGUUCAUCCAACAUUAAUUAACUGGUAUAAAGAUGCAGACUAUCCACCGUUAAGCUUCCACCCAUGUGCUCUACCUAUGCUCUGUCCUCCAGUCCCAUGGAUUAACCUGAAUGAUGCUGGUUACUUAAUAUCAAGAAACUAUUCAACACGUCUGAUUAGAUGUAACAGUAUUUCAUUGACAAAUCCAACCUACUCGGAUGAUUUAGAUUUUGACUGUAAACAAAUUCCAUCGGUGCUAGACGCACUCAAUUGUUUAGCUUCUUGUCCGUGGAAGAUUAAUAACACUAUUUUAGACUACCUUAUUCAAGUCGCACGUUCCGGUGGCAGUGAAAAGCUGAGUAUACCCGAAUGGAAAAGUAAACCUAAACGUGUUGAGUUAAAAAGUGACAUGACUGCAAAAGAACGUCAAGUUGCCUAUAGAAAAUAUCGUGAAGCUCGACAGGAUUAUGGCGAAUUUUGUUCUUUAUGGAGUACUGAACUGUAUAGACUGUCCAUAGCUAAUCAGUAUCGAGAUAAAACUAUAUGGUUUCCUCAUAGUAUGGAUUUUCGUGGUCGUGUAUAUCCUUGUCCUCCGCAUUUCAAUCAUACUGGUAGCGAUGUGGCUCGAAGUCUUAUCGUUUUUGCAAAAGGAUUACCUCUUGGUUCCAAGGGCUUAGACUGGCUUAAAAUACACCUAGUCAACUUGACAGGCUUAAAAAAGAGAUGUACUCACAAUGAACGUCUAGAAUAUGCUGAUUCUAUAAUGGAUGAUAUUAUCGAUUCUGCUGAAAAGCCAUUUGAUGGCAGGAGAUGGUGGCAAGAUCAAGCGGAACCUUGGCAAAUUUUAGCGUGUUGUAUUGAAUUAAAAAAUGCAUUAUCGCAUCCAUCCGGGCCGGAAUCAUUUAUUUCUCAUUUUCCUGUCCAUCAAGAUGGCUCUUGUAACGGUCUGCAACACUACGCUGCUUUGGGUCGUGACCAACGAGGUGCUGAAUCAGUGAAUCUGACUAAUAUGGAUCGACCUCAAGAUCUUUACAGUGAUGUUGUUGAAGUUGUGGAAGCCCAAAGACAAAUAGAUGCAGAUGGCGGUGAUGUUACUGCAAAAAAACUUGAAAACUUUGUUCGACGUAAAGUUAUUAAACAGUCAAUUAUGACUACAGUGUAUGGUGUCACUCCGUAUGGUGCUACAGAGCAGAUACGCAAACAACUCCGUGACUUACAUGACUUUCCCAAAGACUCUUUAUUACCUGCCUCAAGAUAUUUGGCUCGUUUAACACUUUCGAGUAUUGGAAAAAUCUUCACAUCUUCAGUCGACAUUCAAGAUUGGCUUUGCGAAAUUGCAAAAUAUAUAUCUGGAGAUCUACAAUGCAGAGUUAGUUGGGAAACUCCACUUGGCUUACCAGUUAUUCAGCCUUAUAUGCAGUCUGGUAAAAGCUCUUCAUCUGAUAAUGAUUAUACAGUUAAUAUUUAUGGCCAGUCGCAAUACAGUAGUCAAACAGAAGCAGAUUUUCUAAAGAAUCUUAAACAAAAUAGUAAUUUUAUAUCUCUACCAAAAUCAUCUAAACAGACUAGUGCUUUUCCUCCAAAUUUUAUUCAUUCACUGGAUUCAUGUCAUAUGAUGUUGACUGGUUUACACUGUUUAAAAGAAGAUGUUGCAUUUGCCUCUGUACAUGAUUGUUUUUGGACGCAUGCAGCUAAUGUGGAUAAACUAAAUCGGAUUUGUCGGGAAGAAUUCAUAGCUCUUCAUAGUCAACCGAUAUUAAGCAAUUUUGCUGAUUAUCUUAAACAAAGAUUUGCAUAUACUGAACAAGAAAUUGAUGGAAUGAAAAAUAAAACUAAACAAGAAAGAGCAAUAGCUUUCAACAGGUUACUCACAAAUGUUCCAAAAACAGGUAAUUUUGAUCUGUCAGAAAUUAUGAAAUCAGCAUAUUUUUUCAGCUGA
This is a messenger RNA of Trichobilharzia regenti, 3789 nucleotides long. Lineage: Eukaryota; Metazoa; Platyhelminthes; Trematoda; Strigeidida; Schistosomatidae. The record is from the annotation of a GenBank genome assembly.